GAUCGCUAAGACAUGUGACCAAAUGGACGGCAACGUCAUCAGAACGCAAAGAAUUAUGGGAAUGUUUGGCUCGUUUACAUGGGCUAGCAUAACAGACCAGUGUUGUAGCAUGAAAAUAAUUUAAAAAAAAUAGCGUGAUAACAGAAUACAAUCCUACAAAAUGCAGCGGGCUAAAGAAAACAUUGUCGGACCAUACCGCCUUAAACUAAAUCAUAAUGCAAAGACGAGGUAUGACGAAAAAAUAAAGGGAAUCAAAGGACUGGAUCCUUAUGAGCAUAGCGACUGGUCAGGGAACGUCAACCUGCUGCCCAACUUCCAGCACCCAUAUAUAUACAACUACAUGAUAUUAAGUGUUAGUGCGUACACGCACAAAGUUUUCAGUAACUUCAAGUCGCUGCAGCAGGCCCAGGUCUUUUUUACAGAUGGGUGGGUCCAGGACCUGGAGAUGGUAAAAGUGGGGCAGAAAACUGUCGUCCGUUCAAAGGUGAAUCACUCCAUGCGACUCAGCCAGAAGCCCCUACAGCCAUGGGUCAUACUUACAGCAUGUGGGGAAGUGGAGAGCGCUCACUGCACUUGUAUGGCUGGUGUGGCAGAGAAGUGCGCACAUGUGGCAGCCCUCCUGUACAAGAUCGAUACAACUGUGCGUCUGCGGGGAAAUGUGACUCCAACAGAUGUUGAAGCGUACUGGGUGAUGCCCUCCAAUAUAACCAAAGUGCAGGGAGUGCCUGGCCAUACUAUUGACUUUACAACAAGCUCUGCCCGAAAAAAGGCACUUGAUCGGUCAGUGUGUGGAGACACCAGCACAGCACCCAAGAUCCGGACCCGCUCAGGUGGCACAUGUUUACCGCAGAAGACACUUGCUGAUUUAAAACCCCUCACAGAACUCAUGCAUGCACACAGGUCCGGACUGUGCUCUGUAAUGGAGGAAUUCUGCCACCUCUAUGUUGACCCCAUUCAGCCAUGUGUCCUGCCCAAGUCACUGCUGCGUCUUCGCGACCCACAAAUGGAUGGCUGUGACUUGUCGGUCCUGCUUCAACACUGUGAGGGCUACGGCAAGGGUCUCCUACAUCACACAGACGGAGCUGCGGCACAGGGACAUGAAAGUGGAAGACUGUGGAUUUAUAAUCAACCCUUCUUUCCCUGAAAUAGGCGCAACUCCUGACGCACUUGUGCAUUGUGCAUGUUGCGGGAAAGGAUGUGUGGAGAUUAAAUGCCCUUUUAAGCACAAGGACCAUAACAUUCUACAGGCAUGUACUGACAAGGAGUUUUGUCUGCAGUUCACAGAAGGAAGGAUGGAGUUGAAGCAGACCCACAAGUACUACAAACAGGUACAAACUCAGAUCUUUGUCACCGAGUCACAGUUCUGUGACUUUGUUGUUUGGACGACCAAAAGCCUUGCAACUGUGCGUGUCAUGCCUGACGUAGAACUAUGGGAGACACUUUUGCCAACAGCACAGACUUUUUUUUACAAGGUUGUCCUACCUGAGCUUGUAGCCCGUCACUACACUCAACCCCCACCCCCUGUGCCUUCAGCUGAGCUACCUGUGCCUCCAGCCGAUUCCCAGCCCACAGACAAACCCAAAAAACGAGCACAGAAGAGCACAGUCAGAAAAACAUUGGCCACAUUACAGCCAGGUAAAACACCCAAGCACAAGGUUGUCCCACCAGCCCCUACCAGCACCCCCCCUUCAGCUGACCUACCUGUGCCUUCAGCUGACCUACCUGUGCCAUUAGUUGAUUCACAGCCCACAGACAAAAACAAAAAACGAGCACGAAAAAAGACAAUCAAAACACCAUUGGCCACACUGCAGCCAGGUAACACCCCCCAGCCCAAAAGAAGGGCAUGUGAAAAGACUGUGUUGUGGUAACCUGACCUGUCAUCCAGGUAUGUUGUGAGCAGUGUCCCCCUUUUAAUCUGCCUAUGUCAACGGUGAUCCUGUGUGUUCGAGUUUCAUGCCAAUAAAUUAUUGAA
Messenger RNA from Alosa sapidissima (American shad), 1972 nucleotides. RefSeq lists its product as uncharacterized. Bases 161 to 1144 code for a protein of 327 amino acids. NCBI's taxonomy places the organism in Eukaryota, Metazoa, Chordata, Actinopteri, Clupeiformes, Clupeidae. The transcript is spliced from 3 exons. Gene Ontology annotation, molecular function: zinc ion binding. The record is from RefSeq and is a predicted model, not a curated record.